UCGGCGGUUGUCGGUGGAAACGCGAGAGGGAAGAUGGUUCGGCCGUAUGGAGUCGAAGAGCGAAAGCUCAAGAGGAGAAGGGCGGAAGAAUCUGCGCCGAUGGAGGAGGAGGUUGAGGUCUUCGACGAGGGAGUACGCGAUGGGGUUGAAGAAGGGAUCGGAGACUUAGGGGAGAUAGCGGAGCCCGAGGACGAGAGGAGGGCGGAGCAGGGGGUGGACGAGAAGCCGGGGAUCCCGGUCACCGCGCCAGUCGACGGAGCGAAGCGGCCGGGAGUCAUAUUCGUUCUCGAGAAGGCGUGUUUGGAGGUUGGCAAAGUCGGGAAGAAUUUUCAGAUCCUGAACUCAGAUGACCAUGCAAAUUAUCUAAGGAAGCAAAAUCGAAAUCCUGCCGAUUAUAGGCCUGACAUCAGUCAUCAGGUUCGGAGUUGGAAAGCACUACCAUGUAAUUUUCUAACACAUAAUCAUUCUUCACCAGACGUGCUCCUCCGAUUACUCCAUGAAACUAAAUUGUCAACUUGAAGAUGAUGUUAGGCACUUCUCGCGAUAUUUGAUAGCCCCCUAGCUUAAGGCUGGUAGGCUGCAGGUUGUCUAUGUGAAAACAGAGAAGGGAGUUCUUUUUGAAAUCAAACCAUAUGUCCGCGUCCCAAGGACUUUCAAGCGUUUCUGCGGUCUUAUGUCCCAAUCGUUACAAAAAUCAAGUAUAAUUGCUGUCGGGAAGCCGGAGAAACUUGUGUGUCAUAAAGAAUUCUGUGACUCGCCAUUUGCCUGUCAAUUCCAAGAAAUUAGGUUGGUGCGAUGGCUCAUUGAGCGAUUGAUAAGGAAUACGCUGAUGAUUUUAUAUCGAGUAAGAUAUCAUACUUGAGAUAUAUAUGCUCUAUAUGAUAACUCUUCGUGGUAGCGCAGCUGCUUUUUUUUGUAACAUUGGUUUUCUUCAGUAGACACGGGGAAAUUCUAAGUGAUUGUGUAUUUUAUGAUUAUAUAUAGCUUUUGUUUGUAAAAGUGACUCCAAAAGAUCUGAUUACUGUAUGAUAUAGAAACUUUUAUUUUGUAUGACAAUCGAGCCUGCUAACUCCCUUGUGUUUUGCAGUUUUGGAAUACCCUCUGAGUGCGGCAUGCUGCU
Musa acuminata subsp. malaccensis (wild Malaysian banana) is the source of this 1120-nucleotide messenger RNA. NCBI's taxonomy places the organism in Eukaryota, Viridiplantae, Streptophyta, Magnoliopsida, Zingiberales, Musaceae. The record is from RefSeq and is a predicted model, not a curated record.